AUGGUCACACCUCAUGGUCAGCGCUUAUCCCUUCUCUACGGCACUCCCGGCGGCGCCGUGGAAAUCGUCUUUCUCGUCGCCUGCGGUUACCUCGGCGACAAAUAUCGCAACCGCAUCCUCAUCUCCUCGACUGGCAUGAUUACCGCCAUCAUCGGCGUGGCUUUGAUCGUUGGCUUGCCGCUCGAGAACAUCAAAGGACGACUGGCGGGAUACUAUCUAACGCAAGCGAGUCCGACACCGUUUGUCUGUUUGUUGAGUCUGAUCAGCAGUAAUGUCGCUGGAUAUACGAAGAAGACGACCGUCGCGGCGAUGUAUCUCAUUGCGUAUUGCGUGGGGAAUAUCAUCGGCCCACAAACCUUUCGCCCGCAAGAUGCUCCUCGAUACAUCCCAGGCGUCAUCACUAUCUUGGCCUGCUACUGCGUCUGUGUCUGCAUCAUUCUCUUCAUCUACUUCUGGUGUCGCCGCCAAAACGUCCUCAAAGCCAAGAUUCGAGCGCAGCCGGGAUACGAGAAAUUGGAAAAUCAGGAGUGGCUAGACUUGACGGAUCGAGAGAAUCCAGAGUUCGUGUACAGUCUUCAAGAACAGAUCCUCCGCAACAGACGUAUCAUCCGCGCUCUUCAGCAACCUCACGAGACUCCUCCACCUCCCUCCAAUCCUCAUACCACCUCGCAGCCCACCUCUCCAACGAAGCACACCACUCCGCCAUACUCACGCACAUUCCCAGCAUCCCAAAGUUCUCGGGCCAAUCACUCUUGCCUCUGA
This is a messenger RNA of Zymoseptoria tritici IPO323, 762 nucleotides long. RefSeq lists its product as uncharacterized. Lineage: Eukaryota; Fungi; Ascomycota; Dothideomycetes; Mycosphaerellales; Mycosphaerellaceae. The record is from RefSeq and is a predicted model, not a curated record. Gene Ontology annotation, biological process: dipeptide transport; allantoate transport; tripeptide transport. Gene Ontology annotation, molecular function: allantoate transmembrane transporter activity; dipeptide transmembrane transporter activity. The coding region runs from base 1 to 762 and encodes 253 amino acids. The transcript is spliced from 3 exons. Gene Ontology annotation, cellular component: plasma membrane.